Molecule: messenger RNA, 1565 nt
Organism: Ipomoea nil (Japanese morning glory)
Lineage: Eukaryota; Viridiplantae; Streptophyta; Magnoliopsida; Solanales; Convolvulaceae
Product: protein yippee-like
Exons: 5
Coding region: 756-1265 (169 amino acids)
Cellular component (GO): ubiquitin ligase complex
Source: RefSeq, a predicted model, not a curated record
UCAUCUUCUCCUAAAUCCAUCAAAUAUUUCACCUUUUUUUAGUUUUUAGUUUUUGUUUUUCUUAAAUGCCUGCCAUUUCCCCCUUUUUGAUGGAUUUACAGUUUUGGGUGUUUGGUUUUAUAUGCUGGGUGCUUCUUCUGUAGUGAAAUGAAUGAUUCUUGAUGGCACAGUCUAGAAAGUUUUGACUUGUUCAAAUACUUCUUACCAUUUCAGAUUUUCUGUCAGAUUUGCAAUUUGGGUUCUUUGAUUUCAUCUAUCUGGUGAUUCUUUCUUUACUGAAAUGAGUAAUUCUGAUGGCUGGAUGGUUGACUUUCCUUAUGCUUGUUAAAUAUAAGCUUGCCAAUGAAUUGCCCUUUUUGGUUUUUUCUUUUCCCUUUCCUAAUAACCUUUUGUGGAAAUGUAAAGUUGAAGUGAUCUUCUUAGCUUUUGGUCUGUUGAGGUGCUUUUGCAGGGUUUUUGUAUUGUCAUCAUCACAUCAUGUGUAGAUUAGUAAUGGUUGUGUUUUCUUUGUGUUUCUGCAUUGUGCCAAAACUGGAAAUGGGAUUGUCUCAUAGUGGACUGGUUUUAAUGGAAAUAAUGUCUAAUCUAACUGUUAAUAGAGUUCAAGACACCAUUAAAGAAAAAUUUCACCCAAAAUAGUUCGUUUUUCGUUUUUGUGAGACAGUUUUGCUUGAAUACAAUGGCUGUUUUAAGGUCGUUCUUGCAACCUCAUAUAUUUGGAAGGUCUUAGAUUCUGCACUGUGCCAAAACUGGAAAUGGGAUUGUCUCCUAGUGGUAGUGGACUGUUAUUAAUGGAAAUAACGUCUAAGCUAACUGUUAAUAGAGUUCAAGUCACCAUUGAAGAAAAGCUUCCCUCAAGAUUGUUCGUUUUUCGUUUUAGUGAGACAGUUUUACUUGAAUUCAAUGACUGUUUUAAGGUCGUUCUUCCAACCUCAUAUUUUCUAACUCCGUGUUUUCCCUUUGCUCUUUCCUUCAGUCUUUCCAAUGCCGACAUGGGAAGGCUUAUCUCUUCAAUAAGAGUGAAUGUCACUUGUGGAGCAAAUGAAGAUCGACACAUGAUGACUGGCGUGCACACUGUUGCAGACAUUUUCUGUGUCUGUUGUGGCUCAAUCGUUGGCUGGAAAUAUGAAACUGCACAUGACGAGAGUCAAAAGUACAAAGAAGGCAAAUCGGUUCUUGAACGGUUUAAGAUUUCCGGCCCCGAUGGGAGCAGCUACUGGACCAGCCGCGAAACUCGCGCCCCCAGCGACACCGAAGACGUUUGAUCACAUUUCAUCCUUAAACUUCAACUGUACAUCCUUCACUCACUAAACUUCUGGAUUCUGCAAUUUCGGGUUAACUUAUCCCGCGGUUUUUGCGAUGAAACACUGCAACACAUUUGAUCAUCCUUAAUCAAUGUCUGAACAUCUCGUGACUCAGUGGUUGCAGUUUCUAUAUCAUCAUGAAUUCUUAAUUUCAGUGAAAAAAUUUAGGUACCCAAAAGUCUAUCCUACCAGCAAUUUAUGGUGUUUUUGGUGCUAUAAUGAUUCCAAUUCCCAAAUAAUAUGUACAAGAUUAUGUUGCAA